Spirodela intermedia is the source of this 1718-nucleotide messenger RNA. Lineage: Eukaryota; Viridiplantae; Streptophyta; Magnoliopsida; Alismatales; Araceae. The record is from the annotation of a GenBank genome assembly.
AUGACGAAGGGAAAAUGGGCAUUCUCCAUCGUGGUGAUCUCCCUCAUCUUCGUCUUCUCCCUCAUAACCUACCACAACAUGGGCCUUGUCUCCUCUCGCUACAGAAUUCAAUCUAUACUGCCCCUCCUCCCGGCGGGGGACAUUUUGAACCAGGCGGCCCCUCUCUUCGUGGAAUCAAGAUUCUUGGAGACGCCGCCGUCUCCCCCGGCCGACGACGUGGUACCGGCUCUGGCUUACUUGGUGUCGGGAUCAAAGGGGGACCUAGAGAGUCUGUGGAGGACUCUUCAGGCCCUGUACCACCCGCGGAACCAGUACAUUAUCCACAUGGAUUUGAAGUCUCCAGCCGCGGAGAGGAUGGAGCUGGCGAUCCGAUUGAAGGAGGAACCAGUUUUCGCCAAGAUGGGAAACGUGCACAUGAUCACCAAGGCCAACAUGGUCACAUACAGAGGGCCUACCAUGGUUGCGAACACCCUCCAUGCCUGCGCCAUCCUUCUGAGGAGGAGCAAGAAGUGGGACUGGUUCAUCAACCUCAGCGCCUCCGAUUAUCCUCUCGUCACACAAGACGGUGAGCUCAUAGGUCUCUUCCCUUCUCUUUUCCUCAUCGCAAAACACGAUCUCAUCCAUCAAUCUACAGAUAUCCUUCAUACUUUCUCGACAUUGCCGAGAAACCUGAAUUUCGUGGAGCACACGAGUCGCCUGGGUUGGAAAGAGUGAGUAGUGUAAAACCAAGCCUCUGUUUUUCGUAGUUUCUCCUGGUACAGCGACAACUUGGUUUAAUCGAUCUUGGUGACGGCUGCUUGACGAGAAGGGCGGUGAGGGCCAGACCAUUGAUAAUUGAUCCCGGGCUUCAUAUGACUAACAUAUCGGACCUCUUCUGGGUCACGCCGAAGCGAGAUUUGCCCACGGCAUUCAGGCUCUUCACAGGUAAACUUAUCUCCAUCGGUAAUCUUCCUACAAUCAUAAUCGGCGACAAUUCCGGAUAUUAAACAUGAAAUUAUAGUAUAAACUGAUAUCACGUUGUGUGUAAAUUAUUUUUGGGUUAGAUGUUCGGACUCUUUCAAACAUUUAUCGUCUCCUUAUAUCUCGGAUUCACGUGAUGAAAUCUCAAAAGAUUUUCCAGAUUAGUACUCGCCAAAUGUGCUCAGUGGGUCGAAUGAUUUACAAAAUUGAGCGCACGGUUACAGAAGUUGAAGAUUAUUAACCGGAAAAUUCAUCCAGGCUCGGCAUGGAUGGCGCUGACGAGGGAGUUCGUGGAGUUCUGCUUGUGGGGAUGGGACAACCUGCCGAGGACUCUGCUCAUGUACCACACCAACUUUUUGUCCACACCUGAGAGCUACUUCCAGACCGUCAUCUGCAACGUGCCGGAGUACGCCCGCACCACCGUGAACCAUGACCUGCACUACAUCUUAUGGGACACGCCCCCCAGACAACACCCCCACUCCCUCAGUAUCGCAGACAUCCCGCAGAUGGUAGCCAGCAACGCCCCCUUCGCCCGCAAGUUCAAUCGCAGCGACCCCGCGCUGGCGAAGAUCGACAGCGAGCUGCUGGGUCGGAGGAACGGGAGCUUCGUCCCUGGGGGCUGGUGCACCGGCGUGCCCCUUUGCUCGGAGGUGGGCAAUGUGACGCUCUUGAACCCCGGGCCAGGGGCCCGUCGGCUUGAGAAACUCAUGGCCAAAGUAGUCAGGUCGAGGUUUUUUAGGCGGUACCAGUGUAAAUAA